CCCGCCCCCGCGGAACCCGCUUGCUGGAGCUCAGGGUUGGUCAGGCCUAAGAGGGCCCUAGGCGGACGUGAGCAGGGUCGGACCAAGAUGGCGAUGCAGGUGGUGCAAGCGGUGCAGGCGGUUCAUCUGGAGUCGGAUGCUUUCCUAGUUUGUCUCAACCACGCUCUGAGCACAGAGAAGGAGGAGGUGAUGGGACUGUGCAUAGGGGAGUUGAAUGAUGACACCAGGAGUGACUCCAAAUUUACAUAUACUGGAACUGAAAUGCGCACAGUCACUGAAAAGGUUGACACCGUCAGAAUUGUUCACAUCCAUUCUGUCAUCAUCUUGCGACGUUCUGAUAAGAGGAAGGACCGAGUGGAAAUUUCACCAGAGCAGCUAUCUGCGGCCUCAACAGAGGCAGAGAGGUUGGCUGAACUAACAGGUCGUCCCAUGAGAGUGGUGGGCUGGUAUCACUCCCAUCCUCAUAUAACUGUUUGGCCUUCACAUGUUGAUGUUCGCACACAAGCCAUGUACCAGAUGAUGGAUCAAGGCUUUGUAGGACUUAUUUUUUCCUGUUUCAUAGAAGAUAAAAACACAAAGACUGGCCGGGUACUCUACACUUGCUUUCAAUCCAUUCAGGCCCAAAAGAGCUCAGAGUAUGAGAGAAUUGAAAUCCCAAUCCAUAUUGUACCUCAUGUGAGCAUUGGAAAAGUGUGCCUUGAAUCAGCAGUUGAGCUGCCCAAGAUCCUGUGCCAAGAAGAGCAGGAUGCAUAUAGGAGGAUCCACAGUCUUACACAUCUGGACUCAGUAACCAAGAUCCAUAAUGGUUCAGUGUUUACCAAGAACCUGUGCAGUCAGAUGUCAGCAGUCAGCGGACCUCUCCUACAGUGGUUGGAGGACAGACUGGAGCAAAACCAACAUCAUUUGCAGGAGUUGGAACAAGAAAAGGAAGAGCUUAUGCAAGAACUUUCUUCUCUAGAAUAAAGUGGGAGACAAAAUGAAGAAAAAAUGAAAAUAUCCAAGUGUAAAAUUAAUUAAGCUAAAUCAAUUUUGAAGAAAAAGUGGGAAGACUCACAUUACUUGAUUGAAGACUUACUAUAAAACAAGAGGAAUCAGAUGGUAAGGUGUAUGCCCAACUGAUUUUGACAAAGUUAUGAAAGCAAUUCAGUAAAGGAAGGAUAUUCUUUUUAACAAAUGAUGCUGGAGUAAUUGGA
Messenger RNA from Myotis daubentonii (Daubenton's bat), 1193 nucleotides. RefSeq names its product BRCA1/BRCA2-containing complex subunit 3 (gene BRCC3). Gene Ontology annotation, molecular function: metallopeptidase activity; protein binding; cysteine-type deubiquitinase activity. Gene Ontology annotation, biological process: DNA repair; protein K63-linked deubiquitination. NCBI's taxonomy places the organism in Eukaryota, Metazoa, Chordata, Mammalia, Chiroptera, Vespertilionidae. The record is from RefSeq and is a predicted model, not a curated record. Gene Ontology annotation, cellular component: BRCA1-A complex; BRISC complex.